AAUGACUCCAGAAGAAGAGAGGACUACCACUAUUAUGAUUUAGCUUGCCGGGUGUGGAAAACAUAAACUGGGGGAAUGGGUGACCUACAACCACAGGGGGAUAUUUUGAAGAUGUCCCAUCGAGAGAACUGGAAGGUGCAGCAUGAGCGUCUGCAUGUAAAGCACCGUGGCCACGAGGCCAUGCAUGCGGAGAUGGUGCUGAUCCUCAUCGCCACGCUGGUGGUGGCCCAGAUAGUUCUGGUGCAGUGGAAACAGAGGCACAGCCGCUCCUAUAACUUGGUGACGCUGCUGCAGAUGUGGGUGGUGCCGCUCUACUUCACGGUCAAGCUGUACUGGUGGCGCUUCCUCUCCACCUGGGGUAUGUUCUCCGUCAUUACCAGCUACAUCAUCUUCAGGGCCACGCGCAAGCCCCUCUCCGGCAGAACACCCAGAAUGGUGUACAAGUGGUUCCUGCUGAUCUACAAGCUGAGCUACGCGGUGGGGGUGCUGGGAUACCUGGCCAUCAUGUUCACCAUGUUCGGAUUCAACGUCCUCUUCAGAAUCAAGGCAGAGGACUCCAUGGACGUGGGAGUUAUCAUGCUCUUCUAUGGCCUUUACUAUGGAGUCAUGGGACGGGACUUUGCAGAGAUCUGCUCCGACUACAUGGCCUCCACCAUAGGGUACUACAGCAAGACGGGCAUGCCCACGCGCAGCCUGUGUGAUGACAUCUGUGCGGUGUGCGGCCAGAAGAUUCUGGUGGACGUGGAUGAGGAGGGCAUCCUCGAGGACACAUACCAGCUCUCCUGCAACCACAUCUUCCAUGAGUUCUGCAUUCGUGGCUGGUGCAUCGUGGGUAAGAAGCAGACGUGCCCUUACUGCAACGAGAAGGUGGACCUCAAGAGGAUGAUGAAGAACCCCUGGGAGAAAACGCACGUCCUGUACGGCCAGCUUUUGGAUUGGCUGCGGUACCUGGUCGCCUGGCAACCCAUCAUCAUUGGCAUUGUGCACGGAAUCAACUUCAGCCUUGGAUUGGAAUAGGAGGAAGUAGCAAGAACAGAGAACAACAGCGACGUACGAAACAAAAACGGAAACGGAGAUGAACUAUGAACCAUUUUUUGUAGCAGCUUGCACGUUUUUUAUUUUAUUUUUAAUUUUUUUGUUUGUUAGUAUUUAUAAUAUGUACAUUCUGUACAUUACCAUGUAUAGACAAUGCAGAUGCUUUUUGUACCAUAUUAUUUAUUUAACACAGUAUCAAGUGCUUCUCACAGCCAGCACAACCAAUGACUUUGCAUUCUAAAGGGCGGGAUUUGAACAUAUGGAAAGUGAAUGUGACAUAAUCUUUUGUUUGUUUUUUUGUGGUGCCCAUGUGACAUGAGACACAUGUGGCUUUGCUGACUGUAAGCUUGCUUUCCUUAUUUGUUUACUUGCUGUGGGAUGUAUUUACUUCCUAUUAUUUUACCUCACCUCACCCUCAACCUCUCACCCCCACCCAGAGCCUAUUCCUAAAAAGAGAUUUAGUUACCAACCUAGCCUACCUGCAAAUGUCCUGAUAAAAGACUUGGAAGUUCAUAUGCUUAAGUUUGAAAGAAAAAGAAGAAUCUGCACACUUGCUGCUGCAACAUGGUGUGAGGUCAAAACGUUGGGUGUAAUGAACUGGGAGCAGCAACAGUCUGCAGAGUUGUCUUUUUUUUUCUUUUGUAUUUAUUUUUUAUCCAGCAUAUGUUUAAUUGGAUGUGUGUGCACUCCAAAGGUUACUGGUCAGUUUUACUAGACUGUUACUAGAUUCACCGCUCGUUCUAAGUGAACAUACACCACUAAAAGCACGUUCAGGCCAACUGAGGACCGUGCUGGUGACCGUUCCCACACCUUAUCUCGAACCGGUCGGCGUGUUGACGCCGCAAGUCUGAGCGUUAGAGCACCGGAAAGUUGGUUUGGGAUGCAAACCGAAAAAAUACUGUUUUUUUUCUACGCAAACCGUGACGGUGGCCAUCAGCAGGUUCAUCCUGGUAACACACAGUCACAUGCGGAAAAGUUCAAAGGCCGGUAGAUUCAGACCUGCGAGUGGUUCGCAGCUAAGCACUGUAGUUCUGUACAUAACAGGUGCGGGAACGCGCACUCUUCUGGACCCUGUUUCUCGACAGCGUCGUUGUAGCAACGACACUGUCGAGAAACGGGGUUCUGGUCGGCCUGAAAACAGUAUUAGUGACUUAACCUGUUUUCUCUAACAUGCCCUGUGCCCUGCCAGCCUUGUCGUUUUUUUGCCAUUGAGAACAUCAGCUGCAGUGCCAAUAAGAGGUUCCCCUGUCCAACUUGAACAACACACAAGGAAACGCUGCCUUCACAUUGGAAGUGACUGUUGACGGAUCCCGUUGACUUUGCAUGGGGGGGGGGAGACACAAAAUAAAUUCUGGGGUGCCUUGCCUCCACCAGAAUUUUCAACUCUUGACUGUUGUGACAGAUCCAUCAGCCAAUCAGACCGCACGUGUGGACGGGCGCGUUCAUGCCGGAGCAGUCUGCGUAGUGUGCAUGUGCACUUCACUAUUUCAAUGCCAUUUGGUUAGACCUUUCUAACAAGAAUGUAUUGUAAUUUUGAAUUGUGUGUGUGCGCUGCGGAGACCGCUCCUGGAUGCAUCAUCGCGAAUGUACCCAAGGUGACACACGAAAAGACAACCCCCGUUAUGUCAGACAUGCCUUCCGACAACCAUCGACGGUCAGUGCCAAUGUGAGCGUCAGGGGAAAAGCACUGGUGGUGAGAGAUGACCACUCUCUCACCCCAGGGCUUCUUGUGUGUAAAAUGAGAGUACUGUAAUGUUUAAAAGGGGGCAACCUGCUUGUGUUAUUUGUUAAUGGUUUUUUAGUUCAUUUUGUUUUUGGAAGGGAUUGGGGUCAAGAGGAGAGGGAACGAGUCAAGAAGGUGUCAAUUCCAGGUUCAAAAAGUGAAAAGCAGAGAGGUUAAGGGUAUGACGAGAGACUUCACUCGACACUUUUCCGGGUGGUGCACUGCGCCAACAGAGGAGUGCAGGCUCCAUUAAGAAUGAAUAGGAUGUGCUCUCUCGACAGCACCCCUAGUUGAAUGGCAGGCAUGGGGCAUAGGGAGUGGGGAGGCUGCUGUAAACCGGCUGUGGUGAAAACCUUCUCGUGUUCAGCUGCUGCACCAGUUUGAAAUGCGUUCCUCCUCGAGCUCCUGUUUCGUUUUAUCAAAUCUUGCAACAUUCUGGAAAGUUUUGUGAGCCAAUUUGCCAGUUUACUUCCAACACCGGUGACUGAUUAGCUGGUCUACCUACCUGUCUUGUGGUCCCAUCACAAUCAUAUGGAUCAUAUGAAUGCUAGGGAUGUUU
Molecule: messenger RNA, 3317 nt
Organism: Engraulis encrasicolus (European anchovy)
Lineage: Eukaryota; Metazoa; Chordata; Actinopteri; Clupeiformes; Engraulidae
Gene: rnf175
Product: ring finger protein 175
Exons: 9
Coding region: 76-1017 (313 amino acids)
Cellular component (GO): Golgi membrane; endoplasmic reticulum membrane
Molecular function (GO): ubiquitin protein ligase activity; metal ion binding
Source: RefSeq, a predicted model, not a curated record